Molecule: messenger RNA, 1052 nt
Organism: Mobula hypostoma (lesser devil ray)
Lineage: Eukaryota; Metazoa; Chordata; Chondrichthyes; Myliobatiformes; Myliobatidae
Gene: tlx2
Product: T cell leukemia homeobox 2
Exons: 3
Coding region: 138-1052 (304 amino acids)
Biological process (GO): regulation of transcription by RNA polymerase II; animal organ development
Cellular component (GO): nucleus
Molecular function (GO): DNA-binding transcription factor activity, RNA polymerase II-specific; RNA polymerase II cis-regulatory region sequence-specific DNA binding
Source: RefSeq, a predicted model, not a curated record
CCGUGUGGAUUUAUUGUCUUUUUUUUCGAGUUCGCUUUUCAGUGAAAGAGAAAGUAUAUUUUGGUGGAGAGAAAGAACGCAAGGGGAUUUUCUUUUGGCUAAUUGAAGCAAAACAAAAACACUGUUCAAAACAAAAUAUGGAUCAUGCUGCAAUUGAGCAAACGCAUUCACACGAACAUGAACCUAUAAGCUUUGGGAUAGACCAAAUACUGAACAAUUCGGAUCAAGGGAGUUGUAUGCAUCCAAACAGAGUUGCUGAAUCGGAUUACCAGCUUGUAACCAACCCGUAUAACUCGCAGCCAGAUGGCUACAGUAAUGCUUACAAUAACGCCUGCAGUAUGGCUGGAUUACCCGGAUCCUAUAAUGUUAACAUGUGUAUGAAUAUGAAUGUAAGUAUGAAUAUGAAUCUUAACAUGAACAGCGGGGCCGGGGUGAUCCGUGUCCCGGCGCACAGACCUAUGCCACCUCCACCUCUCUCGGCCGGGAUGCCAACUGUGCCCUGUCUCCCCAGUAUGGGCAACGUGGCAAACUUAUCUAAUUUAACUUUCCCUUGGAUGGAGAGCAGCAGGCGCUUUGCUAAAGACAAACUAACAGCUGCCCUGUCUCCCUUCACCACGGCCAGGAGGAUCGGACACCCGUACCAGAACCGCACACCUCCAAAGCGGAAGAAGCCCAGGACCUCGUUCAGCCGCCUACAGAUCUGCGAGCUGGAGAAACGCUUCCAUCGACAGAAAUACCUGGCCUCGGCUGAAAGGGCAACACUGGCUAAGGCUCUCAAGAUGACCGAUGCCCAGGUCAAGACCUGGUUCCAGAACAGAAGAACCAAGUGGAGGAGACAAACAGCCGAGGAACGGGAAGCUGAGAGGCAACAGGCAAACCGACUGAUGAUCCAGCUUCAACAGGAGGCCUUCCAGAAGUCGCUGACUCAGCCCAUUCAACAGGACCCACUUUGCGCCCACAACGCUUCCCUUUACGCCCUGCAGAACCUACAGCCCUGGGCAGAUGACAGCAGCAAAAUCACCUCCGUCACCUCAGUGGCUUCUGUGGUCUGA